This is a messenger RNA of Paramecium pentaurelia, 1592 nucleotides long. Lineage: Eukaryota; Ciliophora; Oligohymenophorea; Peniculida; Parameciidae. The record is from the annotation of a GenBank genome assembly.
AUGAAUAUUGAUUUUUCAAGAAUUCUCAAUCUAGUAAAUGAAAUACCAAUUCAAGUUUUUAAGCAGAGUUGCUUAACUAAAUUACCAGAGAAAUAAAUGGAUGAAAUCAAUAAAACCACCCCCAUUUUAACAUCCUAAUUAACUAUUUAUUAUAGCAUUUAAGAAAGCUUCCUCAACAUUACUGUACUGUUCAUACCCAAUUUACUUGUGAUUGCUGAUUAAUACUUAGUACUCUCUAAUUGUAAAAUUACAAAGUUGAAAUAAUGUUACAAAUUUGAUGCUUAUGGUAUAUAACUAUCAAGUUCAACAGGGCAUCUUUUAAUGUUCUUUAACAACAAAUAGCAAUAUUUAGAAUGGAUGCCUAAAUUGAAAUCCUUUUGCAAGUUAACAAAUUUCUCAAACAAGUUUUGCUUAUUGGAAUAGAUCAUCAAAGAUUAUUAUAUUGUCCAGCACAAAAAAACCAAAAAAUAUUAUACAUCAUAUGUUCAUUCUAUAAGAGCUACAUCACCAGUCGAUAUUUUGCAUAGUGAAAUACAAACCUUGAGAAGCAUAAAACAUCCAUCUUUAUUAGAUUUGAAAUGGGUAUAUGAUGAUAACCAUUACAUCUAUUUAAUAUUUGAAUAUUUUAGAUGUGAGAAACUAUUGGAUCUCCUUAAUUAAGGUUUGAUUUUGGAUCAAACACAAUUAGCAUCAGUAAUUCUGCCUUACUUAAUUUUAGAUAAUUUUGCAAUUAUUGUAAUCUCUCAAAUUUUUAAGAAAGAAUAACAUCUAUCAUGGUAACAUUACACCAAACAACAUCCUUAUCAAUACACAAUCUUCCUUUCUUUAACUAUUCUUAGUUAAUAUGGCAUUUAUAAGUCGUAUUGACUAAGAACCUUUAGAUUAAUACCUAUCAAAUGUUCAUGAGAGUUAUAUAGCACCUGAAAUAUAAUAAGGAAUUGCUAAACCAUCAAUUAAUAGUGAUUUGUAUUAAAUAGGAAUUGUAUUGUAUUUUUUGACAUUUUUUGUUCAUUAAAAAAGGAAAGAUGAAAGAGUGGAUAGAAUUUAAAUGGAAUUAAUUGAUAAAGCAGAAGAAUAUCUGUCAUAACUUGAUAAAAAUACUUAAUGUAUAAACUUUUUAAUUAAAGAUAAGUAUAAAAUGGUUUAUUGUGCUUCUCAAUUAGACCUAUUGAGAAGGUUGCUUGAUAAAAAAGAUCAUAGAAUAAAAUUAGAGGAAGCAAUUAAACAUCAUUGGUUUAUUAAUAUCAAAUAGAAAUUAAAACCAAAAAUUGAACGUAGAAAAUAGCAUCUACCAUCAUUAAAGACAAUAAUAGAAUUAUGUGAAUAGAAUGAAUAUUCUAAAAAUUUUGAGAAAUAAUAAAAAAUAAUAGAUGAGGAUUCUGGUAAUUUAUUAAUUUAUAUAACAAUUAGUAUUAGAAGAAAAUAAUUUGAUUGAAGUAUUAAUGCAAUAAUUAGAGCAGAAUUAAUAAUCAAAAAGACCAUCAAAAGAGAAUCAUGAGAAAUUAAGAAUGUUUGAGUAAUUCAAAACUCAAAUAGAAUGUGAAAAGACAAAUCAAGAAAAACAAUUUGUAUUCUCCAAAAGUAUCAUGUGA